AUGCUGAAGAACAACGGCAGCUACGAGAGAGAUGUUCAGCAAAGAUGCGCUAAGGCCACUUCUGCAUUUAACUCAACGAAAUGUCUGUGGUCGACCCCCAUCACCAACGAAGUCAAGCUGCGUGUCUACCUAUCCGCAAUUCGCCCCAUCAUGAUGUACGGAUCGGAGACUUCGGCAGCACCAUCAACGGUUAUGGAGAGGCUUGACUGCACGGAACGAAAGCUGCUUAGACGGCACUUGGCUACUUUUGGCCUAGGGAGACCGGCAGAUCGCCUUGUCCAACGAGUUCUGAAAAGUUCGAGCUGGAAGAAGCUACCUGGCCGAAAACGGAAGUUCUGGACUGAGGUGGUAAAAGAGGACCUGAGGACACUCGGCGUGGAUAGGCAGUUCAGGCGAGACGUAAGGUUUCGCAGAACAUGGAAUAGCGACGAAUGGAUUGAUUCUGUGCAAGCUCUCGCAGAAGAUCGAGGUUGGGCAGAGCUGUGUUCAAGGACGGCACACCUCGGCGAAGAUGCGGGUAAUCGCGUUAGGACAUCAGCCCGCCGAUUAAGUCAAAAGCGGCAUUCCGUUAAAACCUGGAAAUUUCUCGGUAACACACUUACCGAAAUCAUAUGUGUUGUGAAAUUUGCUGCGAAGGCAACAUUUUUCGAGUCUGCUAGAUCCCGCUGCCGUUCACAGGCAACGGGAUUUAUGUUUGCUCGAUCGACCGCGAUGCAUUUUCGAUUGGAGCAGCACCAUCACAUACAAAACCAAGAAACCUUGAAAAUGACAAAAAAAUCACGAGCAUCGUUUCUCUGGACGCUUGGAAAAUGA
This is a messenger RNA of Necator americanus (New World hookworm), 813 nucleotides long. RefSeq lists its product as uncharacterized. The coding region runs from base 1 to 813 and encodes 270 amino acids. The transcript has 3 exons. Lineage: Eukaryota; Metazoa; Nematoda; Chromadorea; Rhabditida; Ancylostomatidae. The record is from RefSeq and is a predicted model, not a curated record.